AUGUCUGAACAGUAUCGAGGCGUAUUCGAUUUACACAAUAAAAAUGCUGUGAUCACGGGCGCGAGCAGUGGUAUUGGAAACGUAGUGGCACUAACAUUAGCCAAACAAGGAUGUAAUGUUGCUCUACUGGCUCGUUCACGUGAUGCUUUAGAAAAAUUAGCAUCAGAAUGUUCGACACACGGCGUUCAAGCGCAUGUAAUAGUAUGCGAUAUGUCAUCGAAACAAUCAGUGGAGGAUGCAUGUAAACAAAUUCAGCAAGUGUUCGAAAGCAAAUUACAUGUUUUGAUCAAUAACGCUGGUACUUUUGGUGAACGUGUACCGUCCACCGAAGAGAAAACACCAUCCGGAAAAGAUCUUGUAGACAUGUGGGAAGAGGUUAUGAUGGUGAAUUUGGUGAAUUUAAUGCGACUAACAGGACGAUGUCUACCAAUGAUGAAAGAAUUGAAACAUGGUGCUAUAAUCACAAUUUCAUCAUUAGCAGCAACGAUGACUGGUGGUGGCGUAGUUCAAUAUCAUGCAAGUAAAUGGGGCGUGAAUGGAUUUCUUGGAUCAAUUUAUGAAGAUGUUCGUGAGUACGGUAUCAAAGUAUGUUCAAUCAUGCCCGGUUUCGUCAACACACCCAUGAUUCAAGGUGAAGAUGCGAAAAAAUUAAAUUUGGACAAAUGCAUUCAGUCAGAAGACAUUGCUGAAGGUGUUCUCUAUGUUCUACGAACACCUUACAAUGUCUGUCCGACGGAAAUUAAGUAUCGACCGCAAUAUACUCCAUAUAUGAAAAAUUAA
Molecule: messenger RNA, 780 nt
Organism: Adineta ricciae
Lineage: Eukaryota; Metazoa; Rotifera; Eurotatoria; Adinetida; Adinetidae
Source: the annotation of a GenBank genome assembly